Drosophila montana is the source of this 515-nucleotide messenger RNA. RefSeq lists its product as uncharacterized. The record is from RefSeq and is a predicted model, not a curated record. The transcript has a single exon. Lineage: Eukaryota; Metazoa; Arthropoda; Insecta; Diptera; Drosophilidae. The coding region runs from base 30 to 491 and encodes 153 amino acids.
UGAAUUUUUAUCUAGUUCUUGUUCAAGUCAUGUCGCAAUCGCCGUCGCAUAAGCCGCAGUCGCAGCCGAAGCGAAAGCGGAAGCAUGUGAUAUACAGCCUUCAGCUGGAGAAGCGCAUACAUCCGUUGACGAAGGAUUUGACCGUGAUCGCCUGUCUGCCCGAUGGCGACUUGCAGUCGUUGGAGCCAAUCAAGCCCCAAGAGGAGCGCCUCUAUAAGAUGUACAUCUGCGAACCUGAUGGGCGUCUGGUCAAGUCGAUUGCCUUCACCGAGAGCGAUUAUCGUGAGGUGGUGAAGGAUUUCAUAAAUAGCGACUGCACCGAAGCGGAUGCGGAUGUGGAUGCGGAUGCAGAUGGGAAUGGAGUUGGGAAUAGAAACGGGCAUGGAAACAGGAAAGGCGCUGGCGAAGGGAAUGUGAGUGUGAAACGAGGCUCCCUGCUGGCUGAAGCAUCAAUCACAUUGUUUAUGCCGUAUCAACACCACAUCAAAUAAAUUUCAAUUGUUUGCUCAAUCAAA